AUGCACAAGGAUGUUUUCAUCGGUUCUGCACCGCAAGCGCCAGCGCCCGCGCCCGCGCUACUGAUCCUCGCAGAGCUAACGAUAGGUCAGACCCCAUCGGCUGUAGCAGGGGACGAGAAUGACGAGAGCGGGGACAGUCUGGAGCAAGAAGGAAAGAUGCAAGGGUGAGUAAGAAGGCGAGCGUCGAGUCUGACCAGGAUCGUGCUGCGUGCCAAACAUCAACACACGGUCCCCCCUUUCUUGCGCACAACAUCUCCGCAGCAAAAGCAAAUAG
Ceraceosorus bombacis is the source of this 274-nucleotide messenger RNA. Lineage: Eukaryota; Fungi; Basidiomycota; Exobasidiomycetes; Ceraceosorales; Ceraceosoraceae. The record is from the annotation of a GenBank genome assembly.